CGCCGCGUUAGUAAUGUCUGAAGUUUCCGCCGUACGUUAUUUGAAACGGUAUAAGCUACUUUUUCUCCUGGGUUUCCUGCUAAUUUGCAUUCAAACGUUCCUUGCGUACCGAUCAUUGCAAAUAGUGCAGCUUAAAUCGAAGAAUCUUGGAAAUGUCCGUCCGAAGGUUACCAAAAAAUAUAACUCCGUUGCGAAGGGAGAAACCGCGAAACUUGAUAAUUUAAACACUCACGUCAACCGAACACUGCAACCCGGUGUACCACCCCCAAUAGAUCCGAAUACGAUUGGUUUUCAACCAAGCUGCCCAAUAAGCGAGAUUCAAGCUAUCUCGGCACUGAAACGUGCGAAAACCCUGGAGUGCCGAAAAAAAAUUGCAGAUAUACGAUGUCGCUUACAACGUGGCGAAUUAUAUCCAUCCAAACUGCCAACCCAUUGUCCAACAGGGAAUUACGUAGCCGGCAGACACCUCGGCUGCUAUAGGGAUGAAAAGCAGUCUCGAGUACUUCGAGGACAUUAUGUUAUUCUGAAGACGGAUAACACCCCGGAGAAAUGUAUGCAGUUGUGCCUACACUCAAGGUUCCCGUAUGCUGGGGUGCAGUUCGGGAUUGAAUGUUUCUGCGGUGAAGAUGAGCCCAAGGAAAGAAGGAAGGUGCCAGAUGCGGACUGUAAUGUACCAUGCUCUGGUAAUCCAAAUGUGGCAUGCGGUGGCCAUUAUGCUUUGGACGUUUUUGAGACAGGCAUCGAAAAAUUUCGGUCAGUCCGUGCCGAAAGGGUUCCUCCUGAGGAUGCUGUGCCUGUCCGUGUUGCAUUCUUGCUUACACUCAAUGGACGCGCUUUACGUCAAGUUCAGCGAUUAAUUAAAGCAAUUUAUUCACCUAAACAUUUUUACUAUAUACAUGUUGAUGCGCGUCGUGACUAUCUAUACCGCGAGCUACUCAAACUGGAGGAUACUUUCCCCAAUAUUCGUCUUGCCCGUCACCGCUUUUCCUCUAUUUGGGGUGGUGCCUCUUUGGUCUCGAUGCUGUUACACUGCAUGGGCGACUUGUAUCGUUCAGAGUGGAAAUGGGAUUUUGUGAUGAAUCUGAGCGAAAGUGACUUUCCGUUGAAAGUAAUUGAUCGUAUCGUUGAAUUCCUAACCGCCAACCGUGAUCGUAACUUUCUCAGGGGCCAUAAAAAGGAAACAUUCAAUUUUAUUUCAAGGCAAGGUAUGGAGAAGGCGUUCGUUGAGUGUGAAAAUCGCAUGUGGCGAAUAGGAGAUCGUGUCUUACCGGACGGGAUUCAAAUUUAUGGAGGAAGUGAUUGGAUUGUCUUAUCUCGAAGUUUCGUCGAAUAUUUAGUGAAACCAGAAGAUGAUGUAAUGUUGGCCGGAAUGAUAAACUACUGGCAAUACAGUUUAAUGCCAGGGGAGUCAUUCUUCCACUCGGUCUUACGAAACUCAAAGUUUUGUGGAACCCACGUAGACGAUAAUAUGCAUGUAGUUAACUGGAAUAGGCCAAUGGGCUGCAAAUGCCAGCAUAGGCACAUUGUAGACUGGUGCGGAUGCAGCCCGAAUGAUUUAAAACCUGAAGAUUGGCCAAUGAUCAAGGCAACCAAAAACAAAGCCUUGUUCUUUGCUCGGAAGUUUGAAGCCAUAAUAAGCCAAGGUUUAAUACUUAAAAUAGAAGAAUGGCUUUUUGGACCAUAUUCUAGUCACUAUCUUAAUUUGGAUGCAUAUUGGGAAAGUUUAUAUCAUCACCAAGAUCAGAGUCCUCCAGAUGAAACUGCAUUAGCAAUCUCAAAGAGCUUAAUGAGGUUAGUAGGUGACGAAAAUGAUUUUGAUCCUUUGGAUCUGAAGGAAAUCACCCAUUUUAAGCGUAAUGACGUAUACAAGGGAUUCAUUUUAAGAUACACAGCACUCUUCAGGAACACAACGAUUGAGUUAGAGACUCGGAUACAGCCGAGGCACAACUGGAGAGUUGCUCGUAACUCAGUUUUAUCCAAAUGUAUUACCAACUUUGAAGUUAGCACUGAUUUCGACCAAAAAGAGCAGGUAGGACGCAACUUCGCUAAAUUUUUGGGGCCUACAUCAGAACCGGUGCUGGUCAUUCAUUACAGCGAUUUACCCCUGAAUCAGUCAUAUAAGCUGUCUGUCCUUUGGGCAGACCCGGACGGAGAAGUGAAAGACUCUGAUGAUCUGAAUAUUGAAUACAAUGAAUUGGAGACUAUACAAUUUUCGAAAUCAAGCUUGAAGCGCCCUUUAGAACCGGGAAUUUGGACUGUUAGCCUUGUAAAUGACACUCAUAUAUGUGCUCAAAGCGAAUUUCUUGUGGUACCUCUGGGUACUGAGCGUGGGAAGCGAAGCCGAAAGCAUCGAAGAAAAACUAGGACUGCCACUACACAGAAUAAUGUUUCGUUCCCAAAAGACUGGCGGCAAUACUUUUUUGUGAGCAAGAGCACGAAGCGACCGAAAGUAGCUGCUCGACUUAAAUCAAGGAAGCAUGAUGAAGAUUUCUACGAUUCGGUAGAUACCCUUGUUUCGGAAUUCUUUUCUAUUCGCAGCACGUGUAGUGUCCAAGGUGCGGAUGAUGAGUUUGAAAACUGUAAAGAGACGGACUGGAGUACACUGGCUCCAGAUCCAAAGAGCGAUAUCUAUUCGUUAUCGAAUUCCCAGCAAAAGUGAAACAUAUAUUUUAUAGAUAACCUUUUUGUUUACUUUUGUACUAGCAUGAUAUUUGUUAGUAGAUAUUGUUACGACUCUUGACCUAAAUAUAAAAAUUAAGACUAGAAAAAAUUAUGGAUUCUUACGAAAACACAACUCUCGUUGAAAUCUGACUUCUG
Hermetia illucens (black soldier fly) is the source of this 2817-nucleotide messenger RNA. Its product is annotated as xylosyltransferase oxt-like. The transcript has 4 exons. Gene Ontology annotation, molecular function: protein xylosyltransferase activity. The record is from RefSeq and is a predicted model, not a curated record. Lineage: Eukaryota; Metazoa; Arthropoda; Insecta; Diptera; Stratiomyidae. Gene Ontology annotation, cellular component: membrane. Gene Ontology annotation, biological process: heparan sulfate proteoglycan biosynthetic process; chondroitin sulfate proteoglycan biosynthetic process. The coding region runs from base 14 to 2659 and encodes 881 amino acids.